AUGGAGGACUCGCAUCCAAACUCCACCACAAUACCCUCCGAUACCGCGAGCCAUCCAACUCCACAAUCCGAUGCUGCACCUAAACCCACACCACCACCAUCACGACCUACAUUAAUACAAAAAUUGCGUUUCCUCCUCCUGAGAUACCUCGCGAAAACUGCCGGCACCACAGAUCGCACACUUGUCCGCCUCUCAAAACUCCUCUCCACACCAAGCGGCACCGACGUCCUCCUCUGCACAACAUCCUACACCCUGACCCUCAUCCAUGCCGUCCUCUCCCGCGUCCUCGAACGACGUCUCGCGUCAAUAGCUACAGAAAUCGCCGAGAAAGCAGAGGGUGUCCUGCUUCCGGGCGAAACGCUCAUAGCCACCCUGCCAGCGCCUACCAGCACAAAAGUCAUCGCACAGACUGUAGGAAGUUCGAAGGCACUUGCCAGUGUCAUAUCAGAUUUCCGCAUAUUCGUAAGAUUGUGGGGGGUACUGGGAUUGUAUACGUGGGCGCGGGAUACCUAUCAAAACCCGUUGCCAGAAGAUGCAAGCAGGAAAGAGAAGAUAUUGAGGGUAUUGACAUGGACAGCUAUAACAUCUUGUGUCGGUUUCCAGAUCUUGGAGAACGGCGCGUACUUGAGCUCAAAGGGUGCAUUGACGACGGCAAGUUGGACCGGUGAUGUAGGCAAAGCCAGAGAAGACGCAUGGUGGCUGUGGAGCUCGAGAUUCUGGGCUGCGUAUGUUGGGGUUGAGCUUCUACGUCUGGGUGUUCAACGGUACUACUCUUCGCCAUCUUCGUCGGUAUCAGUGAGUCAGGGUGAUGGAGAGAAAGAGGAUAAGAUCCAGAGGGAAGAGCGGGUAAAAGCAAAGAAACUGGAGAAGUGGCUUUGGUGGAAGGACCUCGCUUCCAAUCUGGCAUACGCGCCCAUGACUGUGCACUGGUCGAUGGAGCAGGGACUACUGAGUGACUGGGGUGUUGGAGCUUGUGGUAUAGUCGCUGGUGGAGCAAACUUGGCUGACGCAUGGAGGAGGACUGCGUGA
Alternaria atra is the source of this 1029-nucleotide messenger RNA. RefSeq lists its product as uncharacterized. Gene Ontology annotation, cellular component: peroxisomal membrane. Bases 1 to 1029 code for a protein of 342 amino acids. The record is from RefSeq and is a predicted model, not a curated record. NCBI's taxonomy places the organism in Eukaryota, Fungi, Ascomycota, Dothideomycetes, Pleosporales, Pleosporaceae. Gene Ontology annotation, biological process: peroxisome fission. The transcript has a single exon.